GCCGGUUUCUGCUCGAUUCUGAUUCGUUCCAGAAGAUAUUUUAUGUCGUAGUCUAUUCAGUUGGAUAAUUUUGAUAUUUUUAGAUAAACUUUACUUUUACUUCGAAGAAAGUUUCGAAACUUUUUAUCUAGUGUAUUUUGUUCGCUUCUUUUUAAAAUAUGGAGUUAUUCUGCUCUCAGCUCCAAAACUGUAUUCGGUAAAAACGUUUGAAAGAACAUAUUUAAAUCUUUUGUUCACGUAUCUGUAUAAUGGCUGUAUUCCUUUCAAUGAGAGUAUUUUAUUAAUAUAUUUUAGUUGUCAGUAUAUAUAAUUAGUCAACAUAUUUCCAAUUAGAAAAAUUCAAGGGUAAAUAUUGUGAAAUUUUGGAAUAUUUGUAUUAAUUAGGUGUUUAGAAUAACAAAUUCUACGAAAAAAAGUUUGCAGAUGCAUGCUAAAGAUAUAAAAUCAAAUCACCGUAAGUAUCAAAUCAAAUAAGAAACAGUAGAAUGAUUUCCAGUGACUGAUAUGGAACUAUAAUGACCAAGAUAAUUUUCCACAUUUUGGUGUUGUACGUAGAAGGAAACUGUUGUAGUGGACUACAGUUGAAUUCAUUAAUAAUUUAAGGAAAAAAUAAGCUGAAUCACGAGUGACGCCAUAGUCAUCUAAGGAAAGAAUCGGAUUUCUUCUACUUUUUGUAAAUAAGAAGUCAGGAACAAUUGGAUACUUUGAUAUAUUGGAUAUGGAUCCUCAAAUAGAUAUAAAAGAUAUUGAGGAUAUAAUGUGGUUAGAAGAUGAAGAAUUUGAAACAGCAGUGAAGCAACUGGAUUUGCGGAGUAUAUUGUGCCUGAUGGAAGCUUUGCAAACAUCUAUGUGUGAAGAACAACUGCAGUUUGAACAACUGACUAGGCAGUUACAGAAAUACCCGGAUCGCAAUUCCUACAAUCAUAGAAAGAUAUCAACAGCCCUAUGUACAACCCAGAGCCUUUUGACAAAUCUGUGUACCAAACACAUGAUUUGUUCCGGGCAGAGAUCCUUGAGAUCUUCCUUUGGUGACGACUGUUCUACUGUUGACACUACUCCGAUUGUCCAAGUUCACAAAAUGGCUUCAAGCACACUUCAGAAUGGCGGCGAUCGUAGCAGUGGAUUUAAAGAAAGCUUGCGAUUCUUUCAAAGCCAAGUAGAUCAAGUGGAUGUUAUUCAUAGCGGGUCAAAAUAUAAUCCCCCCAAAACAAAUGGACUUGCCAAAUCUCAUUCUUUUGGGGGUGAAAAGUACGAAAGUAAGGCAAACUCAAAAGUGAAUAAAUCCGCACCUAGUGUUGAUAAUAUUCUCAGCAGUGUAAAAGAUCUUUGCUCUUCGCGAAACGUGAAAAAUGUCGCAGAAACUAAGACAAAGUUCUCAACUACUUCUCAGAGUACUGUCACUAAUGACAAUAAAUUCAGAAAUAAUUUAGGUUCUGUCAUUUACCAAACCUCUCACAUGAGACUUUCAGGGUACGAAAGUGGUGUGACAAGAACUGAACAGAUAGUUUCUGUUUCACAGAAAUCUGUAGGAUCUGAUAAUACCAAGAAACAAUCCCUUCUUAGCAGUUUUAAUCCAUCUUUAGAAUUUGGUGAAUCGGAUCAGACUGAUUCUACAAACAAUGAAGUUCCGGGGAAUUGCAAAGUUUUGCCUCACACAAAAUCGAAUCUAUCUUCUCAGACUCUGAAUACUUCCAGGAAGUUCUUUGAUUCGGAAAACUCCUCGGUUUCGCAAAGUGAAUCAGUUUUCGGCAAAGUAAACAGCUUGUCUUCAUCGGAAAAGAAUUCUGCGCAUUCACAAAAUGAAUCGGUUUUCAACAAAGUGAAUAGAGUAGCGUCAUCAAAAACUGUCUCUGACAUGGCCAAUGGAACUGCAGGUUCUAAAUCGAAAGACUCACUUGUUCAGGAAAAUAAAAAGGUAUUCGAAAACAAAAAGGAAGUUGUUAAUGCAUCUAAUAGAACAUUUGGGCAAUGCAAAGACAAGUUAUCCCAAAUGGAAUUUAGUAAAGCUGCAACUGUUCCCCUGAAAAACAUUCAGCUGGAACCCAAUGAACAUAAUGAGUCGAAAGACAUUGAUGCAACUCAAACUUGCGUGGUGAAAGAAAUUACUAAAGAAGAAGACAGCCUUUCAGAAAAGUAUGCCGAAUCUGAUUAUGAUUCACAUGACUUUGUAGUCCAUAAAGCUACUUUUCCGGAAGAUUAUUUGGAAGCGAUGUCGGAAGACAAUUACAGCUCUGUCAACGAAGAAUAUGAAGUCGAACAUCCGAAUGAUCCCGAUAUACCAUCUCCAGAUUAUCCAAGUGACGAAGAAGAAUAUCUGGUACAGCAUACUGAUACUCCCCAGUAUGAAGAUGUUGAAUUUAUCGAUAAUAGUGCCCAGUAUGUUAAUGAUCCUCGCCGUUACAUUUACUAUCCUGAAGACAAAGAACUGGAAGUCAUUCCUGAAGAAGACGAAGAGGACAUAGAAGAUGAUGACAUAUAUAAUAAUGAAGUUUACAACCGUGGGAGCUUCCAGAUUUCUAACCCAAGCAGCGAAGAUUCUCGUUAUAAUAAUCAUGGAGAAUGCGAUUCUGGUCUCACUGAUGACCAGCGCAGUAGCAGCAGCACUGCAGAAGAAUGUGAUAUAGAGGAUGAUACAGACAGUGCUAAAGGUUCAUUGCCUCUGCAAGAUUCCAGCACAGAAUCACCUACUUACAACGACCGAGCGAACAUGUUCCAAAACGUCGAGUACCAUAAAUUGAAUAAGCGACAUUAUCCUUCCAAAAGGAUUAUUGAGGACUAUGAGAAACCGAAACUAAAAGGUAAAGAUGUUGAAACUGUUCCAAAUAUACCUCAAAAUGGUACAGAUUCAGACGACUUGAGACAAGUGAGAAAUGUUUCAAGCGCAUGGGACCCAAAAAAAUUGCUCGAAGUUUUGUAUAGGCUAGAUACUACUGUCGAGCCUGCAAAGAAAGAAACGAGGUACAUAAAUAAAGAAGGGUAUUUGGAAAAAUUACCCUCUGGCAGGAAGAAAGCAACAUACUGGAACCCUUGGAAAACUAAAUACAUUAAAUUAAAAGAUGGGUUUCUUCAAUGUUUUGAUAAUAAUCGCUCAGAAAAACCUUCAAUGACAUUACAACUGAUGGGAGGUCGUAUUGAUACUCUCGAAAAUAAAAUGCUGGGAGUUGAUGAUCAAAAAGGGCACUACGUAGUAUUAAGAUGUUCCGAUGAUGAUGAAACUGAGUCAUGGGAAAAUGCUUUACGUAGUCAGUGUGCUGAAGAUUUUGUCAAUGCCUAUACUAGUCCUUGUCUUCGUCCAUUACCUAUAAAUAAGAAUGUUAUCAUCAUAGAUCUUGGUAGCUGUUCGAUUCGAGCUGGAAUUUUAAUGGCACAACCUACUCUCCCUAAAUUAUUUAUUCCAACAGUUUGUGCAUCCAGCAGAUCGAGCAACAAAAAAAUCUUUGGAAUAGAUGCUCUGAAACCUGCUAACCGGAAAGAUUCUCAAUUAACAUUUCCAUUACAUCCAUCUGCGAAAGUAACUAAGUAUAGCAUUGAUGUUUCUAUCCUACCGGACUUAUUGAAGUACAUAUUUCAAGAAUUAAAUGUUUACCCAGAAGAUUAUAAGAUACAACUGAGUAUGCCUCGAAAUUUAAGUCUUCAGACAAAAUUAAAAAUAGCUCGCUUGCUACUUGAUGACUUCAGAGUUAAAGGAAUCAAUCUAACCCAUCAAGCCAUACUUUCUCUUCAUGCUUACAAUUCGAAAUCAGGAAUCAUCGUAGAUAUUGGAGAUCGAUUAGAUGUAAUACCAAUUAUUGAAGGUUACAUAGUCGAAAGUGGUGUAACAAGGCUUCCAUAUGGUGGACAAAGAAUGAUUCAUCAUUUGAAACACACUCUUGCUGAAAAGAAUAUAAGUUUAGUAAGUGAUGUUGAAACUUACUUAGCCCGUUAUGUACUUGAACAACUUUGCUAUGUGGCUGAAGAUUAUAAUGAAGAACUGCAAAGAUUCCACACAAACCCGGAUGAUUUUGAAAUGUCUAUAUCUACAAGCCACUUUUUCGAAAAUGAAUGUCUUUGGAAUGAAAUUAUUCUGGAUAUGGGAAGAUUUCAUGUACCAGAAGGCUUAUUUGUUCCUGAGAAAUGGGGAUUGGAUAAUCCUGGACUUCAUAAACUAGUACACCAUGCUAUCCAAGAAUGUGGAGUCGAUCUUCGAAGAGAAAUGACCCGAAGUAUUUAUGUUAGUGGGGGUUUGACUUUACUGCCUGGUUUUGUUGAACGUCUAGAAAAUGAAGUUGAUAAAUUAACGCCAAAUACAGUCACACCUAAAGUUCACGCAUCAGCAUACAGAUAUCACAUGUCUUACAUUGGAGCAUGUCAAAUAGCGUUAGAAGAAAAGUUUGACGAAGUAUGUAUAACUAAACAAAUGUGGAGAAAAGAAGGAAAUACAUGUGUGAAAAAAUGGCAUAUUUGAACUCACUUGUGUGAAACUUGUAAAUGAAAACUGCAAUGUUUCGGUCACUGAAAACUGAUCAAAUUCAAAUUAUGCUAUGAAAUUUCGAAGAUCCUGAACAGCUGGAAGAUUAAAUGCAGAUCCCACUCUUGAAUGAAGUGCAGAGAGAUACUGAAAUGUCAAUUCAAUAAACUAUUUGAACUAUGGCAAGAACUACGUAUAAUUAUAGUUCAUGUGGAUCAAACUGUAUUUUUUUCUAUUUCUUUUACAGAUAAAAGCAUUGUAAAUGGCUUCUCUUAACACGUUAAGUGCCAACGUAGAUUCCUGUGGAAUUUUAGUAGAGGCUUACACUUUAAUAUUCAAUACUUAAUUAUCAAUAGUCUGAAUUUCUUAAUAAAGCCUUUAAUUUUUGUUUACGAUGUGAAGCGUAAUAUUUUUUCGUCGCAUUAAUUCAAAAACCUACGAUUUGUCAUACCUUAUUUCAUGUGCGAAAGAUUGAAAUUAAAGUUUUCAGGAAGAAACGUUGUCGAGAAUGUAAAUAAACGUAAUAGAAUUUUAUGUUAAAUUUCCCCCAAACGAAUUUGUAAUCAAUGUCAGCGUUCCACUUAACGUGUUAAAAAUAUAUUCCAGGUUUGUAUAAAUAUGAUUUCAUUUGUACAUAUUUCUAAGCAAUUAAUUGCUUCAGUGCCAAGAAAUUAACCUUUUGUAAAGAAUAAUAUUUGGAGUAUUUCUUAAAUAAAUUUUUUGUAACCUU
Molecule: messenger RNA, 5177 nt
Organism: Argiope bruennichi
Lineage: Eukaryota; Metazoa; Arthropoda; Arachnida; Araneae; Araneidae
Exons: 18
Coding region: 719-4444 (1241 amino acids)
Source: RefSeq, a predicted model, not a curated record